Messenger RNA from Symbiodinium sp. CCMP2456, 324 nucleotides. The record is from the annotation of a GenBank genome assembly. NCBI's taxonomy places the organism in Eukaryota, Dinophyceae, Suessiales, Symbiodiniaceae.
GAGCUGCUGAGACUUUGCAUCGACUUAGAAAGCACCCCGGCCAGCUUUCAGAACGAGCGAGCCAAGUCCGAGCUGAUUCGAAGAAUCGGCCGGGCAUUGAAGAAGUUCGAUCGAGGCUCUUGGGUCUCAGUGCUGGCUUUGCAGAUACUGAUGAGCCAGUUCUUCGUACGCCUGUCCACGCUGUGGACGCCUACGGAGGAAGCUCUUCUUUACGUAGCCAGCGAUUCGAUGCUCGAGCCGCCUGCAGCCGCCGGGAAGCGUGCCGGAGCGAAGGCCGAAACCAGACGCGCCAAGAAGCGUCGGAAGGCUCAAGGCAACACCGAG